This is a messenger RNA of Suillus paluster, 2466 nucleotides long. RefSeq lists its product as uncharacterized. The transcript is spliced from 10 exons. NCBI's taxonomy places the organism in Eukaryota, Fungi, Basidiomycota, Agaricomycetes, Boletales, Suillaceae. The record is from RefSeq and is a predicted model, not a curated record. Gene Ontology annotation, molecular function: protein binding. The coding region runs from base 107 to 2269 and encodes 720 amino acids.
GAUACAUGUCACCUGAAUGCAUACGAGCAGUUUCGGAAGAUAGAAAUGUGUUGUUGUGUGAGACUAUCGUGUUCGUCAAGAACCAAACAUUCCAGCUUUCUACUGCAUGGCAUCGCCUUCAAACCCUACUUCCAAGAGAUCGUCACCAAAUUCUCCAAUAAAAGGGCGCGUAAAACGCCAUAAGAGCGAAAGAGCUGAUUCAGAGGGUUGUGUGCCCUACGCUCGCCCCCUCCCACUCACAGCGACCCACGGAGUGGAAGAGAUCAAGCUUGCUCCAGGCACUAGAGCCUCCGAUUUCACUCAAGAAGAAUUCAACAAAGUGAUCUCCGAGAGGCAGCAUCUCCUCUUCACCCAAGGUCGGAGAGUGGUUGGUGUGCCACUCGUUUUCGAGGAUGGGAUCGUAAUACAUUGGAUAUAUGAUCCGAUUAUCAAGGACAGUGGCGAAACAAAACCGAGACUAACUUCGGAGUUGUCUAGGCCUGAAGUUAGGACUGUAGCAUCUGCUCCUGCCGAUCCAGCGGUUGACAACGAGGGCAAACGCUCGUUUUCACCCCGUGUUCGUGGUAUGGGUGCCACCUUGGUUUCAGAUGCAGACCUGAGCCAAACUGCAGGACCUUCCGACGAUUGUGACUCCGACAUAGAAAUCAUCUCUUUCAGACUUGCCGGAAGCAAUGGGGUGACGAAGGACGAGCACCAGGAAGCAAGUUCACCGUUUGCUCGGCUCGAUAAUAAAGUACCCUUAUACAGCGGUACUGCUGGACAAGAUGACGAUGAGCACUUCUCAUCCAAAGAUAUGGAUAGUUUUUCGAGGUCGAGAGCGGUUUCUACGAUGCGCCGAGACCAUGCGAUGGCGGAAUUAUGCGGAGAAUGGGGGCCUAUUAUGCGAAGCUCUUCCAUGGCUCCAAGCUCUGACGACGACAGGCCAAAUGAGCUUGCGGACGUUAAUGAUGCUACUGAGGCUUCGUCUUCAAGAACCAAGGUCAGAACCUCUCCCGCGCGAACGCUUGGCGCAUUACGAGGACAGAGGCCCCCCAACCAAGGCUACCAACGACGACCCAUCGCCUCGUCCUCCAAAAGCACCACAGCUGCACGCAGAGGUGUAUCAUCUCAACCUGGCCGUCCCACCUAUCAUUCCACUUCCGGUCACGCCACGUCGACGGACGACAGCGAUGGAAGCGGAGUUCCAUUACGAUCUCGACGACUGCGACAGGUGAUUUCACUAUCAUCGGAAUCGAGCAGCAGCGAUUCGGAACAGGACAUCGUUGGACUGCCCACCCUGACUAUCAAACGAGUCGCGCUCCCCAAGACUCCUCAUGGUCGCCCAAGGAGGCUGUUGGUUCCAGCUUCUGACAAUCUGCCAUUGGCUGCAAUUACCAUGAGGGCCGACGUGCAAUUUAUCAACCGUCGCGACCAGUUUCGUCUUAGUCUGAACUCUCUCCCCAAUCCAGGAGUGUAUCGCCACGUGGAGGAUGCAUGUGUCGUGGGUGACACUGUUGUCCUUGGCUACAACAGCGGACCAAGCCAGGUUACAUUUCUCCCUGUUACUACAGAAGCUCCUUGUAAAGUUGAUGCGCAGGCUUUGCCGCAUGUCACCUCUCCCCAGGUGCCAAGAUCUUCUGGGGAGGGCGUAAGGUGCCUCGCUGCAAUGAGUGCGAGCACCGGCUCUCUGCAAUUUUUCACAGGCGGGCAUGACAGGCGGGUAUUCAGCUGGACCGCUGAUACGCAAGCUCUACAAGAGGCAACUGUUACCAAAUUGAACGUCUUUUUGGACUCCGGGGUGUCCGCGAUGGCUUACUGCCACAACAACAACUCCCUUAUAUCCUCUGAUACUAAGAAACUAUAUGUUACGGACCUUACGCGAGAGUAUACGCCAAAGCCGGCUCCAGUGUCCAAUGACGUCUACCAGAUCCAUGUUCACCCCCAAACACCAGACUUGACGCUGCUGGAGGUCCGCCAUCUGGACCACCAAAUAUUGAUGUUUGACCGCAGGAUGGGUGAUUUCAACAGGACUCCAUGUUGCACAUUUGGGCAUCGUAGUGCCGAUGCAAAGUUUGAGCCCUCAUACACCAAAGGAAGCGUCUCCCAAACCUUUUUUGUCCGGGGCCAUCAAGACGGAACUGUUCUUUUGUGGGACUUCCGUAACGUCAAGAACAUUCUGAGACGAAGUCAACUUACUGAGGCAGUCGUCCAUUCAGUAAUCUCGGGUGGCGACGUUGUGACUUUCGGAGGCGGCGUAGUAACCUUUUUGAACAAAUUCUUGCAUAGCUAACGACUGUCCCUCCGUCCUCUUCGUCACCCUGAGGCACGAUCCUUGUGAAUACCUUAUAGAAAUCGUAUAGAUCUUGCGUCUGCGAAUAGGACGGAGGUGAUUUCCAGCACUUUGCAUGUGUAAUGAACCUCGACAAAUGAUACAUUAUGUAAAUGGACCAAACCUAACUUUGAAAUGUUAUACAACUGAGUUACAUG